CUUCUUCCCGGCGAGUGAUGCGUGGACCUAGGAAGCCUGGAAUGCGUGGGUAGGAGCACCCUUAAUAGAACAGAUUGGUUCUAUCAUGACGAGCUGGGAAAGUGGGUUUCGGACUAUAAACUGCACCUGAUGGUAUUCAUGCUUCGUUAUAACCAGCUUUCGUAUAGAUAGGGUACUGAGAGGAUUUGGAAAAAAAAAGAAGUAUAUUGAAUUUACUUAUAUUAGUAAGAAAUAAGGAGAAACGGUUAUUUGAAUAACAGUAUUGCCUUUGUAAGACUGUUUCUGUUUUUUUUUUCUUCCAAGAAGUGCUUUAAAGGGAAAGAAAGAUAAGAAAGGAAGAAUUCCUGCAGAAAAAGAAAAUAUAAAAGAGGAGAGAAAAAUAUAUGUAAGACAUUUAAGUCAAUGUGACCGUUGAAUAUCAAGGAGUGACCUUAGAUGCAAAACAAGAAACAAAAACAAAAGUAAAACCCAGCGUUACCAGAAAAAGGAAGGUAAAGAAAAAGAAAAAAAGAAAACAGAAAAAGAAAAGAAAAGAAAACUCCCCCCUCCAAAAAAAAAGUAAAAAAAGAAAACAAAAGAAAGAAAGAAAGAAAGAAAGAAGAGAGAGAAAGGAAAGAAAAAAAAAACAGAAAUCAAGAAAAUCGAAUAAAACCAGAAAAAAAACAGUUCAGAUCUUUUGACAGUGUUUUUGUGUUGUCUGCGAUUCCCUUGCCAGAGCUUCCCCUCUGACCUAGGAACACCGAGGGGACAUUUCACACCUCCGCUGCAACGUGAACGCACUCUAGGAUUUUCGAGGAUUUUCUAAAAGGAUCAAAUAUGAAUCUCCAUCUCUUCCUCGGCCUGGUCUCUGCACUCGUAGGACACGUCGGCAGCGUGGCAAUCAUACGUCUCUCAGUGCCGGAGGUCGUCCAAGCCAACACUUCAGCGGUCAUCUUGGACUGCGAGUACGGUGUCGACGACUGGGAGUACUCAGGCCUGGUCGUCAAGUGGUACGUGGACGGGGUGCACCUCGUCUACCAGUGGAUUCCGCCUCGCCUCCCUCAGGCCCUCGGGGUACUCAACGGCCGCGUCAACACCACGUACGAGGCCUCGAAGGACGCCUGGGCCAAGUACCGAGCCCUCUACAUACCCAACCCGGACCCCAGCCUCUCCGGGCAGUACUCCUGCACCGUCAGUACCUUCGAGGACGAGGACACACGCUCAGCCAACCUCCUGGUUUGGGCUCCGGCUCGGUACGUGGACCUGAAGUACUGGCGGCCAUCGGAGCACCUCGUCAACAUCACCUGCUUCGCCACGGGAGCUGCGCCGAGACCCAAAUUCACAUUGUAUACUCGGGAUACAAAUGGGACAAGGAAAGAAGUGCCAGUCCGCGGAGUGAGUGCCAGGCGGGAGAACGGGCUCUGGUGGGCGGGGGCGUGGGGCCUGAUCGUCUGGGCUGAAACGGAACCCGACACUAUCAUCGGGUGUACAAUAAAGCUCCCAGGAACCACCCAUGGCGAGACACGGAAGAAGAUUUACCACCGAGAUCUGCCAAUCAUCACCACAACCACAACUACAACAGUUGCCACAACCACCACCAAGGCCAGUGAACCCCCAAGGCGUUGGUCUAACAUGUCCCAAAAUGUGCCUACCACAACCAACAGUUUCUUCGAUUUUCCAAGCCUGUUUGGUGCAGCCAAUGGAGAACUGAAGACGUUGCCAGCCUCCCUGUGUACCGUCAGCCUUACGUCCGUGUUGUCAGCGGUGUGGUGGUUGGUGGCUCUCCCUUGAAGAGGAGGCCUUGCAAUACAAAGAUAUAUCAAAAGACUAUGAUCUACUUUGUGUGUUUGUGUGCGUGUGAGUGAUGCUUGAAGAAAGCGUAUUCUGCAGCCUUGCUGGUUGGCAAAAUAAAGACCUCCUCCUGCUUCAUGUCUCAGACUCUAGGGAUGUAACCCACCGUAUUUCGGACACCCGAGGACGUGCCCAGUCAGUCUCGGAUCAGCGUGGGAUGUAAACCAUAAUGUUUCGACAGCCUGGGGACGUUCCCCACCGAUGAGCUUUAACUUACUGUGACUAUUCGGGCCAAGUGUGAUUCCUACUGUUGUUGACACUGUUGCUGAUGUUGUAAAUUGUUCUCUUUAUAUUGCUUUUCUCUCUUUAGAAAUCCCUCUAUUUUGUUUUGUCUGCCGGACCCUUUUAACGUCACUUGGAAAUGAUGAUCAAUUUUGUUGUGUCACAUAAUUUGUGGAGAUGUAUUGUUAUCAGGAAUCCUUUAUUAUCAUUAUUAUUUCGUCCUGUUUGUUUUCAUUAUCGUUAUUUUUACCAACUUGCCUCUUACUAUCGCCAGCACAACUACAAGCAACAUUGAUGAUGUAGCUACAGUUACAUCAAUAAAUAAUAGAUAAGGUUGAUACAGCAUUGUUGGUGUAGCUACAGUUACAUCAAAGAUACAUAGAUAAGGUUAAUACACUAUAAAACAAAAUAGUUCACCAUUUCUUGUCUUCACACUUCUCACUAUGCAUACUCCUCCUAUUGCUGCCCUACUAUAUCUGCUACUGCUGUUGCUGCUACUGCUGCUUCCUAGUAUUCCUGCUACUGCUCCUACUUCCGUUACUAACAAACUUGUCACUGUGCCUCUAACAGUCAACAAUGACAAACAUCUCUUCUGCUUCUGUUCUACAAACAUGUAUCUCUCUCUGGUGUGCUUUGUCUGAAGUCACUCCACACCUCAACCACUGUUUCAACUGUCACCACUACCACAGUUAUUGCUCCAGCAUCAUCACACUCCUACUACCAAACAGAUCUUUUGUUUCUCUUGUUACUACCACUUGUACUUACACUAUACUGUAACCAGCCCCGAUGUUAUGUCUACCACCUGUGACAACACUCUCUAUUGUACUGAUACUUCCAACACCACCUCAUUGUACCUACGUCAGUGUCUUUAUAAAUGAAAUUUUUAUUAAUGGGAAAUGUCUAACCUAAAUACGUGUUCUGUAUCUGUGUGAGAAUUGGAUCCAAUCCUGAAGUUUUACUCGCUUGGGUGAAAUUUGACUCAUUCACGACCUGAAAAAGGUGUUCGUCACGCUGCUCUCUGAUCAUAGGCAACAGGAUGCCAUUGUAAAACUUCAGCAUUUGGAGACGAAUUCUGAAACAAGCCCAUAUAUUUAUACAUAUAUGAGAGGAAAAAAAAAGAAGGGGGGAAUUGGCUGAAUGCUCACUUGGGCGAAGUGAUAAUUAGAUAUUGGAUAAAAUUGGUAUAAUAGAUUAAUACAUAAAUCAAAAACAGUUUUGUGCAUUUCUUUACCCUGAUUCUUUACCAACUGGAUAUAAUUUGUCGAACGUUCUGAUACUAAAAGGAAGGCUAGCUGGUAAUGGUCACUUGACUGAGUCAAAUUGAAAAGAAUUAUUGGGCGGUUUCAGAUUUCGAGACUGUUGGACUACAAGUGAAGUAUAAGUAGUUUUUCUAUGUCAGAGGGAACACCUGUGUUUUAUUUUUAACA
Penaeus indicus is the source of this 3479-nucleotide messenger RNA. RefSeq lists its product as uncharacterized. Lineage: Eukaryota; Metazoa; Arthropoda; Malacostraca; Decapoda; Penaeidae. The transcript has 9 exons. The record is from RefSeq and is a predicted model, not a curated record. Bases 817 to 1770 code for a protein of 317 amino acids.